Molecule: messenger RNA, 2855 nt
Organism: Anastrepha ludens (Mexican fruit fly)
Lineage: Eukaryota; Metazoa; Arthropoda; Insecta; Diptera; Tephritidae
Product: guanine nucleotide exchange factor DBS-like
Exons: 12
Coding region: 672-2840 (722 amino acids)
Cellular component (GO): cytoplasm
Molecular function (GO): guanyl-nucleotide exchange factor activity
Source: RefSeq, a predicted model, not a curated record
CACCAGAGCGAUUGAGUUCAGUGCCAAAUGCGAACGGUGAAAGAAGUUUUGUACUUAAAUCGCUUAUACUCGUCUGCUUUCGUAUGAAAGACUUUUUAUUAAAUGUAGCGUUCAUGACUGAUGAGUUCCAAGCUGUGAAUAAGAAAUAGCAUCCAAUUUUUUAAAGUGAUUUGUUUCGAAAAAUUUCGCGUACAUAGAUUCUUGUUAACGAUUCUAUCUCGCUGUGAUCGCAAUCGCAAUUGUAAUCGUGUGUGUGUGAACCUAGCAAGCAAACUAAGCGACUAAGCAGUCAAAACAAAAUUUGAAAAAAAAGUGAGGAAAAAGUGCGCGUGUCAUUCAUACAUACUUACAAAUGGUUAUGCGAGUAUUAAUUGUACAAACUUUGCAAAAUCAACAAAAAAUAUGAAACUACAACGUAAAGGCAUAAGUGCAAAUGUCCAGAGAAUAAUGGUAAACAGAGAAUAAUGAAGAAACGUGCGCGACCCUCAACAACAUAAAAGUGAUAAAAAAACCUGCUACCUACAAGCAUACAUGCAGACAUAUAAAAAAACGAAUUACCAAAUUCUUAGUGUUGGCUAGCGACAAAGCAAGGGCAGUGGCGCGGGCGCGAGCUGACGCGACAGUGAAAAUUUCUCACAAAGCCAUUUUAUUGCAUUCUACACCAAUCCAGCAUGGGAAUUGGCACCAGUACAGGCGCUGUCGACAAUGACGUUGAGAGUGUACUCGCCGAGUCGCAGGCAAUUGUGAUGAGCGCCUCACAACAACGCCAACACCAAUUAAUUAAUCAACAUAUGCUCGAAUCUCAAACAUCUGUGAGUAGUGGCGCCUCAAUACAAACAGUACUACAUCAGUCGAUGCUCGCGAGUACGACUAGCACAAAUAGCACACAGCAACAUUUACAACGUGCCGGUAGCAUAUCAAGCAAUAACACAACACCGGCGCACAGAGCAGCAACACCAACAAAAGCGACAACACAACAGCAAAGUACAACAGUUAACAGUAACAGCGGAAUUAACAGCAAUCAACCAUCAACAGCACAGAGUGUUUCAUAUGCAACAGAAGCGUUGGUAACAUUACGACCGCAAAUACAACAAACUCAGCAACAACAAUUACCGCCAGCUGAGUGCAUAAACUCGCUUUUGGAACACAUUAGCCCAGCAGCGGCGGCAGCUGCUAUGAGUGGUGAAGGUGUGCUCAAUAUAGCCGAUGUUGCUGAUCUGCUACAUCCGCAACAUGCCAUCAUAACGGGUGGUCGCUCACAUGGCGGUUGUCCGCUCAUAAUUUUUCCCGAUAAUAACAAUUUCCAUUUGUUGGAGGAGGCGGAUUAUCAGAAAUUAAUUCUAUAUCUCACAUCAGUGCCAUCGCUGCAAGAUACCGAUUUGGGCUUUCAGCUAAUCAUCGAUCGACGGAAAGACAAAUGGACGUCGGUCAAAACAGCUCUACAGAGGAUAUCGAUCUACUUCCCCGGCAUUGUGCAUGUGGUGUAUGUGCUGCGGCCAUCGGGCCUCUUCCAAAAAGCCAUAUCCGAAGUAAGCACAAAAUUUUCAAAAGACGAAUAUCGCUUUCGUCUGGUGAUCUGUUCGGCGCUUAGUGAUCUGCACGAGUACAUAGAUAAAAGUCAGCUCACAAUCGAAAUGGGUGGAACGCUAAUUUACUCACAUCACGAGUGGAUACAGCAGCGGAUAUCACUUGAGAAGUUCUCUAGUCUCACGCACCAAGUCUCUACUGAAUUGGAUAUUUUCAUACAAACCAUACACGACACAGAAUUUCCCAACUCUGUGGAGGCCACACAAAAACUAAUCGAUGUACAAGGCAGCGAUUAUGAACGUCUAAAGGAAGAGAUUUUGGCCGCUGCCAAACAUGGCGAAACUUUGCUGAAUAAUAUCAAAGGCAAUGAAGAAAUUAAGGAAUUCUCAGAGCGCACCGGCAAUGUUAGCGCAAUAGAGCGACUGCUGGUACAGCUGGAGGAGACAGAACGACGUUUCGAUGAAUUCUGGCGCACGCAUCGUAAUCGGCUGCAACAGUGCCUGGAUUUGCGGCGCUUCGAGCAGGACUUUCGUGAGCUGCAAACCAUUUUCGAUGCCCACCUGAAAUGUGUCGCUGAGAUGACCGAAAUUGGCGAAAGUGUCGAACGCGUUGACACUCUAAUGGCCGAUACACAACACUAUCAACAACUCAGUCAGGUGGAUAUCGAGCGUGCGGGCGAGGUGAUUAGCGCCGGACAGCAGCUGCUCGGUGUACGCGGUGUCUAUCCGUGGGAAAUUGUGCAGCCAAAGUGUGAUGAAUUGCAAAGAGUGUGCGAUAUUAUAUCGGAGCGUUUGUGCAAGCGUCUAGAGAUACUUGCUAAGAAUCGCGAACUAAUGGAGAGAGUAGAAAAGGCUAAUCAAUGGUGCGCCAACGGUGUUGAGCUAUUGGCUUCACAGCGCAUCGAGAAAUGUUCUGCUUCGCCGGAAAUUGCCGAACAAAGCUUACAAGAGAUACAGACGUUCAUUGCUUCGGCAGCGGAAUUUAAAUUAUCUAGUCCAAGUGAAUUUAAGAAAAUCUUCCUGGAGAGUACAACACCUGAAACCAAAGCACUAGUAUCACAAGUACUCCAAAGAAUCGAUGAUGUGUCAUUAAUGUGCGAUAAACGCAUUGCAAGUCUCAAGAAAUUGGCUUUAAAACCACCGCGUCCGGUGCAAACAGUUACACCAGAACCGGCAGUGCCCUUGCAACCACAAGGAGGUGCACCACAUUUGCUACGACGAAAACAUAAGGUAAGUGAGAAAAAGAGAAAUUACGCGUUCAUUAAAGAAUUUUUAGAACAUUUGAGGUUGCGGGGAAUUCGAAAAUGUGUUUAGUCAUGGUAAAAGUGA